AAACCAUGGGGGGCGCCGCUGCCCCCUCCAGACUCGGCCGGCGCUCACUCUCUCUCUCUGUGUGUCCUCCUGCCGCCAUGCGUGAGAUAGUGCACCUGCAGAUCGGACAGUGUGGAAACCAGAUCGGCUCCAAGUUCUGGGAGGUGAUUGGAGAAGAGCAUGGCAUAAACCAUGUAGGCAUCUAUGAAGGAGACAGUCCCGUGCAGCUGGAGAGACUCAAUGUCUACUUCAAUGAGGCGCAGGAGGGGAAGUAUGUUCCCAGGGCAGUGCUGGUUGAUCUGGAGCCAGGUACCAUGGACAGCGUGAGGAGCAGCAGGAUAGGACAGCUCUUCAGACCCGACAACUUCAUACAUGGCAACUCUGGCGCGGGUAAUAACUGGGCUAAGGGCCACUACACCGAGGGUGCGGAGCUGGUGGAGCAGGUGGUGGACCGCGUGCGUUCCGAGGCGGAGACCUGCGACUGCCUGCAGGGCUUCCAGUUCGUGCACUCGCUGGGCGGCGGCACGGGCUCGGGCAUGGGCACCCUCAUCAUCAACAAGAUCCGGGAGGAGUACCCCGACCGCAUCAUGAACAGCUUCAGCGUCAUGCCCUCGCCCAAGGUGUCCGACACGGUGGUGGAGCCCUACAACGCCACCCUCUCCAUCCACCAGCUCAUCGAGAACACGGACGAGACCUUCUGCAUCGACAACGAGGCGCUCUACGACAUCUGCUUCCGCACGCUUAAGCUCAAGACACCCACCUACGGCGACCUCAACCACCUGGUCUCGCUCACCAUGAGCGGAGUCACCACCUCGCUCCGGUUUCCGGGGCAACUGAACGCAGACUUGCGUAAGCUGGCGGUGAACAUGGUGCCCUUCCCCCGCCUGCACUUCUUCAUGCCGGGCUUCGCCCCCCUCACCAGCAGGGGGAGCCAGCAGUUCCGCGCCCUCUCCGUGCCCGAGCUCACCCAGCAGAUGUUCGACGCGCGGAACAUGAUGACGGCGUGCGACCCGCGGCGCGGGCGCUACCUGACGGUGGCCGCCAUGUUCCGCGGCCGCAUGUCCACCAAGGAGGUGGAUGAGCAGAUGCUGGCCAUGCAGCUGAAGAACAGCAACAACUUCGUGGAGUGGAUCCCCCACAACGUGAAGGUGGCCGUGUGCGACGUCCCGCCCUGCGGCCUCAAGAUGGCCUCCACCUUCAUCGGCAACAACACGGCCAUCCAAGAGAUCUUCCGGCGCGUCGGGGAGCAGUUCACCCUCAUGUUCCGCCGCAAGGCCUUCCUGCACUGGUACACGGGCGAGGGCAUGGACGAGAUGGAGUUCACCGAGGCCGAGAGCAACCUCAACGACCUGGUGUCCGAGUACCAGCAGUACCAGGACGCCAGCGCCGACACGGAGUGGGGGGGCGACGACGACGAGCCGGCGGAGGAGGAGCCGUCCAUGGCCAGCCAGAGUGUCACGAGAUCAAAGGUCGUGACGGAGACAGUGGUGGAGACGUCAGAGAGUGUGGUAGAGGCGUCGGCGGAGUGAGGACUCUGGGGGUGUGUCUUACAGAAGCGGGGGUUGGCCAGGGACUUACUAAGGGGGGGUUAAAUGUC
Messenger RNA from Clupea harengus (Atlantic herring), 1576 nucleotides. It is a transcript of the gene tubb1, whose product is annotated as tubulin, beta 1 class VI. Gene Ontology annotation, cellular component: microtubule. Gene Ontology annotation, biological process: microtubule-based process. Gene Ontology annotation, molecular function: GTPase activity; structural constituent of cytoskeleton; GTP binding. The record is from RefSeq and is a predicted model, not a curated record. Lineage: Eukaryota; Metazoa; Chordata; Actinopteri; Clupeiformes; Clupeidae.